AUGAAUGCUCUUCGUUCUACAAAGCAAGCAUAUCAUUGGUUUGAAAACCAACAGACAAAAGAACUUUUAGAAGAAUUUCCUCAUAUGAUUGCUUCCCUCGGAAAACCGAGAGAAGAGAUUCCGUACGAAAAUCGCAAGAAUUUGGCUCCUGGUUUGAAAGGUUAUUAUGUUCAUAGACUUUUAGUAAACGCUGUAGCAAUGUGGGCUUCACCUCGUUAUGCUUGUUAUAUUUUCAUGAUGUUAGAUGAACUAUAUAAAGCAGAACGUGGAGAGAUGGAAAAGAAACUUCAAGCAAAAGAUGAAGUCAUUGAAUCCAAAGACAAAAGCAUACAGAAAAGAAUACCGCGUUCAGUACCAAAAGGAAAGGAAAAGAGUUAUAAGUAUAUGAUAUAUACUGAAGAGUUGGAGAAAGAAGAAGAUAAAGAUGUGGUUAUGUUGCAUUUAGUCAGAAGAAACAACAAGAGCUUUUAUGACUUAGCUAAAAUAUAUAAAUCUGACAGAAACUGGUUCUAUCGUGAAAACUUACCGAUUUCAAUGACACCGAAUGAGCAAAUAAAGGAAAUU
Trichomonas vaginalis G3 is the source of this 564-nucleotide messenger RNA. Its product is annotated as KilA, N-terminal/APSES-type HTH, DNA-binding family. The transcript has a single exon. The record is from RefSeq and is a predicted model, not a curated record. The annotation marks the transcript as partial. NCBI's taxonomy places the organism in Eukaryota, Parabasalia, Trichomonadida, Trichomonadidae.